UAUGUGGAAUAGCGCUCAGGCGCGUACGUACGUCAGUAGCACGGUAAGAGAUACGACGUUGACUACACACCGAGUGGUGUGGCCGAAAAAACGAAAAAAAAAAGGAAAGGACAAAGAAGCCUGUGAUUUGGAAGAAGGCGAUAUACAUCUCCUUCUCUGUCUCACUUGCUCCCCUUCACACUCCGUUCUUCGAGGUAAAGCAGAAGAAACCCCCGCGGUUGCUCGUUCGUUCUCAAAAGUCUUACUCGUUGUCACGCGCUAAAAAUACUCCCGCACAGUCUUCCGAGGGUGUACCAUGCCAAAGGAGAACGGAAAUUAGGACGACAAAAGCAGUCAACAUCGACCUGGAACUGUCAUGGAACGGUUUUCGAGAGUGGCAUGUUAUUUACGAUGGAAGAGAAACGCGACACCUCAUGAUCAUGAUACAAGCGAAGUGGUUGCAGAAGAUGACCGCAAUACUGUUGAGAUUGAACGAUGCAAGAAUGUCGGGUGCAAUUUCGAAGCUUCGAGGCGGCUUUGCAGCAUUCUGGAGAGUAUCUUCCUUUGGGAGAAUUCCGUGAACAGUAUCUCUGUCGUCAUCGUAUUCAACAUACUGUUUUGGGGUAUUAUUGUAUUAGAGAUCCGUGGCUUUGCUGCAGCCAGCAGUGCUGCGCUGGUCAUAGUCCUCUGCUAUUAUACAGUAGAAGCCCACAUACAAAAAUGUAUAUUUUGUAGAUCAUGUGCGAAAACAGAACAAUUUGAAAAAAUUGGGAAAAAGGUGAAAUCAGCAAUUCAUUCUUUGAAGCAACUGAAAAAAGAUCAACCAGGAGUGUUUUGCACUGCAGUUUGUUCUUUCUCUUUGGGUUUGUGGAUUAUUGGUCGCACUAUAAAUGGUGUACUUCUUGCAUAUACAAUAUGCAUGAGCAUUUUACUUGGACCCGCGCUAUUAUUGAAACUACCCAACAAGAUGAUAUCACACAGAGAAUGGGAUAGUGAAAUUGAAGAAUUUUUACCAGCAGUUACUGAGGACAAUCUUCAAGUUCUUGCAAGAGCAGGAGAAUCUGGGGAUCAAUCUCCAACACCAACAAGUGUGUUGUCUGAUGCUCAAAAUGAAUUUUUCAACGAUGAUGACAUUCUAGGUCUAAAAAUGCCAUCCCAUGAAGAUGGAAGUACUGAUGGUGUAGAAGUUUCUGAAUUAGAACUUAGUGUUGAAGAAACAGACAUGGAUGGUAGUAAAUUUCAAAGUGGUCAUUUUGAGAAAGAAUCAUCAUCCGAGGGAGAAGCAGAACUUGAACCUCUUUCAAGAAAAUCAAUUAGUCAUAGUGAUGAAAGUGGUAGCGAAUUCGAAAUGAUUGAUAGUCAGGAUGUUGAUGACUUAGACAUUGCAUGAAAAUUACAGACAUGUGAACUGUGAAGUUAUUAUUAUGCAGAAUAGGCUUAAAGCAGUUGGUAAUUUUACAUCUAUCGUACUGGUUCCUAUUAAUGUGUCAUAAAGUCAACUUGUACACAUUAAUAAAUCAAUCAAUUUCUGCCUUUAUACAAAAUAUUUGUAUAUGUACUUUCCAAUCAAAAAAUUGUUUUACUAUUUUUUAUAAAAUGAAUCUGCUUUUAUAAUGUACAUCCUUAAGAAUAAAUUAAGAGUAUAGUUACUAUA
Megalopta genalis is the source of this 1633-nucleotide messenger RNA. RefSeq lists its product as uncharacterized. Gene Ontology annotation, cellular component: membrane. The record is from RefSeq and is a predicted model, not a curated record. Lineage: Eukaryota; Metazoa; Arthropoda; Insecta; Hymenoptera; Halictidae.